AUGGCAACUUUUGCCAAGCCCGAAAAUGCUUUGAAGCGAGCUGAAGAGUUGAUUAAUGUUGGACAAAAGCAAGAUGCAUUACAAGCACUUCACGGGAUUAUAACCUCAAAAAGAUACAGAGCAUGGCAAAAGACACUUGAAAGAAUCAUGUUCAAGUAUGUAGAGCUAUGUGUUGACAUGAGAAGAGGAAGAUUUGCAAAAGAUGGUUUGAUACAGUAUCGUAUAAUUUGUCAACAAGUCAACAUAAGUUCAUUGGAGGAAGUGAUCAAACAUUUCAUGCAUUUGGCCACUGAAAAGGCUGAACAUGCACGUAGUCAAGCACAAGCAUUAGAAGAAGCUCUUGAUUUUGAUGAUUUAGAAGCGGAUAAAAGGCCUGAAGAUUUGAUGCUGAGUUAUGUUAGUGGGGAGAAAGGGAAAGAUAGAUCUGAUCGUGAGCUUGUUACUCCAUGGUUUAAAUUGUUGUGGGAGACUUACAGGACUGUGUUGGAAAUCUUACGGAAUAACUCUAAAUUGGAGGCUCUUUAUGCGAUGACUGCACAUCGGGCCUUCCAAUUCUGUAAGCAAUAUAAACGCACAACAGAGUUUAGAAGACUUUGUGAAAUCAUUAGAAAUCAUCUUGCAAAUCAUAAUAAAUAUCGCGACCAAAGGGAUCGACCUGAUCUCUCUGCUCCAGAAAGUUUACAAUUGUAUCUUGACACAAGAUUUGAACAAUUGAAGGUUGCUACUGAACUUCAGCUUUGGCAGGAAGCUUUCCGUUCUGUUGAAGACAUAUAUGGACUUAUGUGUAUAGUCAAGAAAACUCCAAAGGCAUCAUUUUUAGUUAUCUAUUACGCCAAAUUAACCAGAAUCUUUUGGAUCUCCUCAAGCCAUAUCUACCACGCCUUUUCAUGGCUUAAGCUAUUUACACUUCAAAAGAGUUUCAACAAGAACUUAACCCAGAAAGACUUGCAGUUAAUAGCUUCAUCUGUUGUUCUUGCUGCACUCUCAGUUCCUCCUUAUGAUCGCUCACAUGGCGCAUCUCAUAUGGAACUCGAAAACCAAAAAGAGAGGAAUCUUAGGGUUGCUAAUCUUAUCGGAUUCAUUGUUGAUCCAAGAUCAGAGACAAGAGAAGUGCUUUCACGUUCGUCACUCCUCUCAAAAUUGGUAUUGAAGAGUGUAAUGUCAUGUGUAACACAGGAAGUAAGAGAUUUGUACCAUAUUUUGGAGCAUGAGUUCUCCCCUUUGGAUCUUGCAUUAAAAGUACAACCCUUGCUCAUGAAAAUAUCAAAACUUGGGGGUAAACUUUCUUCAGCUUCUUCAGUCCCAGAAAUUCAGUUAUCUGAAUAUAUCCCUUCACUGGAAAAACUUGCCACCCUUAGAUUGCUACAACAGGUGUCCAGGGUGUAUCAGGUAAUGAAGAUAGAAACUCUAACAGGGAUGAUACCCUUUUUCGACUUCUCUGUUGUGGAGAAAAUUUCAGUGGAUGCUGUAAAACACAAUUUUAUAUCAAUGAAAGUUGAUCAUAGGAAAGGUGCUGUUCUUUUUGGUAGUCAGGGUCUUGAAUCUGAAGGGAUACGUGCUCAUCUGAGUGUUUUUGCGGAAUCCCUUACAAAGGCGAGAUCAAUGGUUAUUCCUCCCACGAUGAAAGCUUUGAAACAUGGGGAGACAUUAACCAGUUUAACAGAGACUGUGGAUAAGGAACAUAAAAGACUUCUUGCUCGCAAGUCUAUAAUUGAGAAACGUAAAGAAGAACAAGAAAGACAACUUCUAGAGAUGGAGCGAGAGGAGGAAUCAAGGAGACUUAAACAACAAAAGAUUACGGAAGAGGCAGAAAGAAAACGACUUGCUGCUAAGUAUGCACAAAGGAGAAACCAAAGGAUCCUUAAAGAAAUUGAGGAGCGAGAACUUGAAGAAGCACAACAGUUGUUGAAGGAAGCUGGAAAACGUGGUAAAAAGAAGGGCAAGAAGCCCAUCAUGGAAGGGGAAAAGAUAACGAAGCAAACAUUAAUGGAAAUGGCUUUAAAUGAACAACUAAAGGAGAGACAAGAAAUGGAGAAGAAGUUGCAAAAACUUGCUAAAACAAUGGAUCACCUUGAAAGAGCAAAAAGAGAAGAGGCAUCUCCUUUAGUUGAAGCAGCAUUCCAACAACGAUUAGUUGAAGAAAAGGCUCAACAUGAACAUUUUCAGCAGCUAGAGAUUGAGCAAAGCCGACAGCGUCAUGCUGGAGAUCUUGAGAAGAAAAAGAGACUAAGCAGGAUGAUGAAAGACAAGGAAACUUUCCAGCAAAGAGUUUUUAGCAAGAGAGAAGCCGAGUACAAGAAAAUGAAGAAGGAACAAGAGGAUCGAAUCAACCAAAUAAUUCAAUCAAGACAACAAGAACGCGAAACCAGAAGGAAAAUGAUUUGCUAUCUCAAAAUCGAAGAAGAACGACAGAAAAAGUUACGCGCAGAAGAAGAAGCCCGUCAACGUGAAGAGGCGGAGAGGCGAAAGAAGGAAGAAGCUGAGCGUAGGGCAAAACUAGACGAAAUAGCAGAGAAACAGAGGCAAAGGGAAAGGGAGCUUGAAGAGAAAGAACGGCAACGAAGAGAAGAAGUGUUAAGAGGAACACCUGCAUCGCUAUCGCCGAUAAGGCCUACGGAGUCUCCGUCGUCUCCUCGCUCAUCAAAACCAGGGCUCGUUACAGCCACCGCUGCUUCACCUUCGCCGGGAAAAUACGUGCCCCGACACCUUCGAGAGAGGAUCACCGGGGGGCCACAGUCGCCGCCGUCUCCAGACCAUGAUAGGUGGGGCCGCCAGGAUGACCGGCCUAGUACUGACAGGUGGCGGUCGACGACGUUUGGCGGUGGAGGUGCGCCGAGAUCUACUUGGCCGUCCUCCAGACGCUGAAGUGAAAAAAACCACAUGUUAGUGUGUUACACGGAUUGAAAAGUUGGUUUUAUGGUUUUCUUUAACAGUAGACGAAUCGGGCUUAUUUUGCCUAAAACUCUAAAUAAAAUAAAAAACGGUGUAGCUGUAUGGAUGAAAGUCCCG
Lactuca virosa is the source of this 3009-nucleotide messenger RNA. Lineage: Eukaryota; Viridiplantae; Streptophyta; Magnoliopsida; Asterales; Asteraceae. The record is from the annotation of a GenBank genome assembly.